AUGCGAGUCUCCUCCCACGAGGAAUGCCACAAAGAAUAUGGACGACAGCAUCCUGGAAGGGAGAGCCAGAUAUCAAUCACCACUCGCAAACUCAGCAUGGAAAAAUAUAUCACAAGAGCUAGCUUUAAAAGGAACCAAUAUGAAUGGAUGAUAAUGAUUAUGAGCGAUACAGGUGUGGGAAAUGGGGACCUGUUCGUGUAUAACACCAUCGACCUCCCAACUGUGGUGGGUCUACUAAAGAACAUCCUAACUCAGUACCCAGACAAUGGUCAAAUUAUAAAGGAACUCGUACAAAAUGGUGAAGAUGCAGGCGCCACACAAGUCAUCGCUGUUUACGAUACAAGGGAAUUUGGACCUGUUCCGCCGGCAGAAGGAGUGGAUAUUCAGCGCUUUAUCAAGGGACCAGCUCUCUGCCUCUAUAAUGAUGCAGAGUUCACAGAAGCCGAUUGGAAAGGCAUCCGGAGAUUGAGUGACAGCAUUAAGAAAAAUGAUCCUCUUAAAGUUGGCCAAUUCGGACUGGGCUUCAAGUCUGUCUUUCAUAUGACUGAUUAUGUGACUAUUCUUAGCGGGAAAUAUGUGUUGUUCAUGGACCCGAGUGAACCAGAGAGGACAAUGUGCCGGACACUCCCUCUUGAAAAGUUAACAUCCAUAAUACCCGAAGAUAAAUGCACAGAGCUUUGGGGCGACUAUAUCACUACAGAAAGCCUUAGUAAUGGCUAUCUCCCUGCAACCAUAUUCUGGUUCCCACUCAGACAGACGCCCUCUGAUAUAUCAGCAACUAUUUAUACCCCAGACCAUAUGGGAAGGUUGUUUCACUCGUUUAGAGUUGAGGCACCAGGUUGUCUGACCUUCUUGAAAUCCCUGGAAAAACUCAGCUUGAAAAUAAGACAUGGCAAUGGGAGAGAGGACUUGUUUCUUGAGGUUGCACUAAAAAGCUCAAACAUGGAGCAAGUUAGGUGUGCCAGAAGGACCUUCAAAAGACAACUAGAAGAGUGUAAUGGAUCUCCAGUUGCAACACUGUCAUGUAUGUACGAUGUCACAAUCCGCACUUUCACAGCUGAAGAUGGCAACAAUGAACAAAACCUUUGCAUCUUGCAUUAUGUACCAGGACCAGAUGGUCCUGCACCAAUGUGGCAUGGAGAUCCUAGCCAGCACCACAUGUCCCAUGUAGGCGUUGCUGCAAACAUGGAUCCAAUCUCAUCCCAAAAGUCAGCUGGACAGAUUUUCUGUUUCCUUCCUCUUCCACCUGAACCGAUCAACAACACCAAUUUACCAGUACAAGUUCAUGGCUUCUUCUGCCUCUCUCAAAACCGGAGACACGUUAAGUGGAUGACUGACGAGGGAGGCCAAGAGCCAGAUGUCCUAUGGAAUGAAGAACUGGUUAGGCAGACUGUCAUGGAAGCAUAUUCGGUGAUGCUCCAUACCAUGCUUGAGAAAUUAAAGACAAAUCAGAUCGACGUAAAGACAUGGUAUAGUGUUUUACCUGAUCUGGAGUCCACAAAAGGAAGAUGGAAAAUUAUGGCAUCUGUCAUUUGGUCGAGACUCUGCCACACACCUAUCUUGUAUUCAGAGGUAUUGAGAUCCAUGAUAACACCACAGGCAGCUGUGACCGAUGUCUCGCUUAGUUUCCAAGAACCAGUUGUUGUGGAAGCUGUUAGGAAGAGUCUUACACUACUGAAUACUCCUCUUGUGUCAGUGGACCAAAGUAUUCUGAAAUCACUGUCAUCCUGCGCGGGGCAAUUGUCCCCUGCUCCCUCUGCCUGCUGCCUCCGCGCCCGCGCCCCCGCUCUCUCGCUUGCGCCGUCCCCCGCCGGGGUCGUCGGGCCAGUCCCGCCGGGCCUCCCGUGUUUCCCGCGCCGCCCCGCGGUUGAUUCGGCCGGCCUUCUCCUCCGGUCCGGUGCCCCGCCAUCUCCCCUCUCAGUCCUGAAUUGA
Messenger RNA from Penaeus indicus, 1932 nucleotides. RefSeq names its product sacsin-like. The record is from RefSeq and is a predicted model, not a curated record. The coding region runs from base 1 to 1932 and encodes 643 amino acids. The transcript is spliced from 8 exons. Lineage: Eukaryota; Metazoa; Arthropoda; Malacostraca; Decapoda; Penaeidae. Gene Ontology annotation, molecular function: Hsp70 protein binding.